CAACAUGAGUCUGACUUCGCUGCAGUCGGCGGCGCAGCUCAGUGUGCAGCCUCGCCGCAGCAUCGGAGCGCACAUCCGCGGAGCCUGCCGACGCAAUCACUGGUGUUUUAUCUUCGGGAAAUGUAGCAGGGUCGGAGCGACAGACGUCCCCUGACUCCGUGUGAAGGAGAAGUGACUGAUUCCUCCUGCAGCUGCCGUGAGAUGGUUUGCGUCGGCCAUGGCAAGGGCUCUGUUUCCGUGGGGGUUCGUCAGAAAGCCUCCGUACAUCCAGGCCAGAUUCUCCUACCUUCACAUGAGGUACCUGUUCUUCUCCUGGCUGACGCUCUUCGUGGGCAGCUGGAUCGUGUAUGUGAAGUACUCAUCCUACACAGAGCUGUGUCGAGGACACGACUGCAAAAAUUCAAUAUGUGACAAAUAUAAAAAAGGAGUCAUUGAUGGCUCUGCCUGCAGCAGCCUGUGUGAGAAGGACACACUUUAUCUAGGGAAGUGUUUCACUGCCAAGCCAAACAGCCAGGUUUACUCAGGGAGCUGGGGAGACCUGGAGGGAGUCAUUAAAUGCCAGAUGGAGGUGGCUCCUCAUUACGAUUUAGGAAAUGAGAUGGAGCCCAGGAAGGAAGCUGCGGCCUUCGACAAGCCCACCAAGGGCACCUCAGUGGAAAUGUUCAGGGAGAUGAUUCUCGAUCACCUUAAGGCUAAACUCGGGGCUCAGGCCAACCUCGCAGACCUGACAACCCAAGUGUUGUCAGUUGCCGAUGCCAACAAGGACGGUCACAUCUCUCUGCCCGAGGCUCGCUCCACGUGGGCUCUGCUUCAGCUCAAUGAGUUCCUGUUAGCUUUAGUCCUACGAGACAGAGAGCACAUGCCCAAGCUGCUGGGCUUCUGCGGAGACCUGUACGUGAUGGAGAAGGUGCCACACUUUCCCAUGUAUGGCAUCAGUCUACCCUGGAUUAUGGAAGUGUGGAUUCCUACAGGUCUGCGUCGCAGCAUGGACCAGUGGUUCACUCCCUCCUGGCCGCACAAGGCCAAGAUCUCCAUCGGACUACUGGAACUGGUCGAGGAUGUUUUCCACGGCAACUUUGGCAGUUUCCUCAUGUGUGACGUGAGCGCCAACAGUUUCGGCUACAACGACCGCCACGACCUGAAGGUGAUUGAUGCGUGGUACAUUGUUCCUGAAGCCAUCUUCCAAGAAGGCAUUAGGCAACAGCACUGCAACGUGGACGAGGACUGUCUCUACGGGGUUGACUGCCUCACUUCGUGUGACCUCACCAAGCACCGCUGCACACCAGAGGUGACCAGGCCAAACUUGGCCAAAGCCUGUGAAGCAAUCAAGGACUACGUUCUGCGGGGGGUGCCAUAUGACAUGCGUGCAGAGCUUGAGAAGCAACUGUAUGCCUGCAUUGCACUGAAAGGUUCAACAGAACAGAUGGAAAUCGAACACUCACUGAUAUUGAACAAUCUUAAGACUCUGUUAUGGAAGAAAAUCUCUCACACGAAAGACUCAUAACAGAUAAGCACUUACCACGGGUACCAAGACCGAAUCCUGUCCUUGCAUUAAUAAAAAAAACAAAAAAACA
This is a messenger RNA of Hippoglossus stenolepis (Pacific halibut), 1574 nucleotides long. RefSeq names its product divergent protein kinase domain 1A. NCBI's taxonomy places the organism in Eukaryota, Metazoa, Chordata, Actinopteri, Pleuronectiformes, Pleuronectidae. Bases 218 to 1504 code for a protein of 428 amino acids. The transcript has 5 exons. The record is from RefSeq and is a predicted model, not a curated record.